AUUGUCUGAACAAUGAUGGCACUGUUUCAUCGGAUUCUCUUUGGCUGUAUUUGUAAGGAAGAUAGAAACUUUGAGACAUUGAAGCUAGCAGCAAUUCCAACAGGCAUAGGCCUGAGCCUUCUCCCUUUCCGAGUUCAUGCUGGAAGUGAAGAUAAGCAGGGUGGCAUCUCCCUUAAAGUUGAAGAGCUUUCCCUUUAUACAAAACCAGAGGAUGAUUAUAAAUAUGUUGUGGAGACCACAGAGCUGGAGGAAAGUAUUUCAACAGUCAGGAAAUCUGUGGAGCCAUAUACAACUUGGGUUCAGGAUUUUCUUACAGUAUUAAAGCCAAAAAUAGAACAUUCUGUCCACUUAGGAAAAGAAAGUUACGAGUUUCUGAAAAAUCCACCACCAGGAUUUUACCCUCGCUUUGGUGUCAUAGGCUUUACUGGCAUCAUUGGACUCUUUCUAGCAAGAGGUUCUAGAAUCAAGAAACUAAUUUACCCAUCAGGACUAAUGGCCUUGAGCACUUCUUUGUAUUACCCACAACAGGCUGUUACAGUGGCUAAAACUACAGGAGAAUCACUUUAUGAAUGGAGUUUGCAGAGCUAUGUUACCUUAGAGUCACUUUGGAAAGAAUAUACCUCAGAAGACAGUAAUAAAAAGAAAAACAAAAAGAAUGAAGGAUCACAUGAUGAAGACAGUCAAAAACAUCCUGUUAGUGAGACAAAGAGCUGAAUAUGUGAGACCUUGAAUUGGAACGGCUGAAGCAGAUUUCAGGAUUAACCAGCAAUCUUUGCAUUAGUACACUCCUUGAUGAAUUUGGCUGGAGGACUGACACUCAGGGAGUUGACAGCUUUUACAGGUUCAUAAUCUGCACUGUGUUAUAGUCUAUUUAAAAUACUGUACAGUUACAAAGUUGGUUUUAAACUUCCAAUGUAAUUAUUAUAAAUAAAUAUGUGUACAGUAUCACAUUUUUAUUUUACAAUCUAUUUUCUUUGGCAAGUAUAUCUGUUCUUUAUUUUUAAUUUGCUGUACAUCCUGAUUGUAAUAUUCUGUUGAAAGAUGUUUUAUGCCAGUUCUGCAAAUUUUUGUGAAACUUCUAAAUCAGGAGGCUUUUGUGCAACAUUUGUCAGAGGUUUAAGUGACUUGCUAGCGGCUACACAGUAAGUCAGGGGCAAAGAUUAAACUGACAUCUUGAAGUUUAAAGUCCAUAGUUUUAGCCACUAGACUGUGCUCACUGUCUCUAUUGCUCAGAUUACUAGUCUGCAUAUUAUACAAGUUUUAGUUAUGCAUUGGCAGUCAACUCCUCAACAGUAGAUAUUAUUCGUUAGAAAAAAAAACAAACUAGUAACUUAUAUACAUGAAGUAACACAUGUAUACUAUGUGCACUAAUGUAAAGUAUAUUGCAACAAAGUGCAGUCACAAUUAGAACUGAUGGAAGUUUGUUCCUCCCAUAAUCACAUGGCUUAGGUUACUGCAUACACUCUUGUAAAAGGGUAAGUACACCUCAUGAAAGUUAUAUUAAGAUUUGAUCUUCAUUUGAACAGUAUCUUUAGGUAAUAUACAGGCAGAGUGGUGGCUCUGAGGCAAUCAGAAGGUUGCGGUUCUGAAUCUCAUAAAUGCCACAUCUGACUCAACUCCAUUGGACCCUUGAGCAAGACCCUUAACCUGCAAUUGCUUCAUCCUGGGUUUGACAAUCUGCAUCCAGCCCUGCAAGCAGGUCCUCCAGCUUGCAGGGAAAACGUGGGUAUUGGUGGCAGGAUUAGCCCUCUAGCCAACAUAAAAAUCCUCACAGUUCCAGUGUGGUGUUGAGGUGUCACCCGCUGCACUCAUGUCCCAAUCCAGGUGGUUCGUCGUGUGGUGGUCGUCACAAUAUGCUAUCAUUGCAUGCUCCCAACUUCUCCCCUCUUAUUAGAUAAUUUAAUUGGAAAAAAGAUUAUUUGACUUUGCAAUAAUAUAUACAAUGAAAAAUUUGAUAUGAUAGGCCAUUUAUGCCAUUUCCUUCUGAGGAAAUCGUAAGUACACCCUUGGCUGUAAUAGCUGGCAUUGUCCCUUUUUGCAGAAACAGUCUCAGGCAGGCAUUCUAUAUAACUGUUUACCAGUCUCUGACAUCAACUUCAUUUUGCUUCCUUUUUUUAUGUUUAGGGACACUUUCAUGUUGCAAAGUCCAAUUUCAUUUGAGCUUCUGUCUUCUCACAGACAGUCAAUUAUACAUGAGCAACACCUAGAACAAUGAAGAGUUCAUAGAGAAUUCUGUGGUGGUGCCCAGGCCCAGACUUAGAGUAUUAGCCCCAAACCAUAAUACUUUGGCUACUGUGCUUUAGAGUUCGUGUUGCGUUCUUUGGUUUAACCAAACUUGUCUACUAGUACUGUAGCCAAAUAACUUUAUAUUUACUUCAUCUGUUCAGAGCUCAUUGUUUCUAGAAUCCUGGUCUUUUCCUAGGUGUUCAUGGGCAAACAUUAAUCUUGUCCUGACGUUCUUUUUGGACAGAAAAGGUUUCCUCCUGGCACACCUACCAUGUUGAUCUAAUUUGUGCAUCAUGUAUUGAAUAGUAGACUCAUGCACUUUGACAUUAACAGAGCUACCUGUAGGUCCCGUGAUGAAAUUCUGGGAUUCUUGAAGACUUAUCUCAGCAUGUCGAGUUCUACUCUUGGGAUGAAUUUGCUGGAUAUGCCUGGCUUAGACAAGUUGGCUUUUGUUUGAAAUUUUCUCCAGUUGAAGGUAAUAUUCAGCAUGGUUUGAUGGUUGAUUUCCAGUUGUUUGGAGAUUUUAAUAAAUCCCAUCCCAAACUCAUAGGUAUAUGUAGUCUUCUUUUAGAAAGCUGCAGAGACUUAUUUCGAUUUAGGCAUGGUGAUAACAGACAAAAUAUAAAAUAUAAAGGUGGAAUGGUGUUUGUUAUAUCACCUUUACUUAUAGAUACUGUUUAACUGAAGAACAAAACUUGAUAUGUCCACAUUUGUUAAAAAAAGUAAAUAUUUCAUGGAGUGUACUUACUUUUUUGCAUGACUGUAUACAGCCAUGUGAUUUUGGAAGGAACAAUAACAAACUUCCAUCAGUUUCAUGUUCCAUUCUUGGACACAACUUCCUGGAUUUGCUUUAUUCAAAAGUUAAAGAUGCCUUUAAAUGUACAAUAAACCUGUGGUACCAUUGAUGA
This is a messenger RNA of Polypterus senegalus (gray bichir), 3134 nucleotides long. It is a transcript of the gene apooa, whose product is annotated as apolipoprotein O, a. Bases 13 to 714 code for a protein of 233 amino acids. Gene Ontology annotation, biological process: cristae formation. The transcript is spliced from 10 exons. Gene Ontology annotation, cellular component: MICOS complex. Lineage: Eukaryota; Metazoa; Chordata; Cladistia; Polypteriformes; Polypteridae. The record is from RefSeq and is a predicted model, not a curated record.